ACUGCAAAUGGAGAGAAGAUUUUUCCCCGAUGAUCUGCUGCCCGGCCUGCCACCCGAACGACCACACGAUCACAAAAUUGAUUUGGAACCUUGCGCGCAACCGACCGUCCGAUCGCAAUUGAGGCUGAGUCAAUCGGAGCUGAUGGAGUUGAGCCAACUGGAUUAUCUGUUGGAGAAAAAAUUUAUCCGCCCAUCCACGCCACCCUACGCCGCGCUGAUUCUCUUCACCCCAAAGAAGGACGGAAGCCUACGGAUGUGUACCGAUUAUCGGGUGCUCAAUAACAUCACCAUAAAGUUCCGUUACCCGAUUCCACGAUCCGACGAUCUCAUCGACCAACUUCGCGGGGCCUGGAUUUUUUCCAAGAUUGAUCUACGAGGAGGUUACCACCAGAUUCGUUAUACAGUGAUGCCGUUUGGUUUGACGAACGCACCCUCCACUUUUCAACUGACCAUGAACGAAGUCUUCCGCUCGCUACUGGACAAGUGCAUUAUCGUCUACCUAGUUGACAUCCUGGUGUACAGCACAUCGCGGGAACAACAUUUGACAAACCUGAAAGCAGUUUUUACCCUCUGCGAUCAACACCGACUCAUCACCAAAGGCUCCAAGUGCGAGUUCUUAAAAGAGGAGUUGAAAUUCCUGGGCCACGUCAUCUCAACCGAAGGCGUUAAAAUUGACCCGAAAAAUAUCAACACUAUUCGCAACUGGGAACCGCCUACAAACGUCAAGGAGUUGCUGAGUUUUAUGGGGUUCGUCAACUACGUGCGCCGCUAUAUACAUAAAAUGCGGACGACAUCGCCGUUGGCGCGGUACUAUUACAGGACUUUGGCGAAGGCCUGCAGCCAAUCGCCUACGACUCGCGGAAACCCCACGGCGCUGAACAGAAUUACCCGGUUCACGACAAGGAAAUGCUUGCAAUCGUCGAUGCUUUCAAGACCUGGCGCUGCUACCUAUUCGGUGCCGAUGUUACUGUCUGAACAGACCACAAGUCCCUAUAGUUCCUCCGAGCCCAACCGACCCUCAAUCCACAACAGAUUCGUUGGCUCGAAUAUCUCGAGUCCAACUUCCACUACCGCAUCACCUACAAGAAGGGGGCAAAUAAUGUUGUCGAUGCCCUUGCCCGCCCUACUGCCCAUACAGCCGCCCCACGACGUGCAGCAAUAUGUGGCCUCAUGUCCCACCUGCCAACAUAUGAAAUCCUCUCGCCAAAAGCCAGCUAGAUUACUGCAACAGUUAGAGCCGCCCACCAAGCCCUGGACACACGUGUCCAUGGACUUCGUCACAGGACUGCCGGUCGGCACAUCCCAAAAUGAUGCUGUACUCGUGGUUGUUGACCGACUCACAAAAAAUGGCUCAUUUUGCGCCAUGCCCAACGACGAUCACAGCCGAGCAAACUGCCAAGCUGUUAAUCUCAACCGUUUUUCUCCUGCACGGAAUCCCGAAGGCAAUCGUGACCCCCGAUUCACGUCCAACUUCUGGAAAAAAAAGUGGGAACAGCACGGUACACGUCUCCAUCUGUCCGCAACUUUCCACCCACAGACCGACGGUCAGACUGAACGGACAAAUCAGACCAUGGAGCAACUGAUACGGACAACCUGUACCGACCCGACCCAAUGGGAAGAUUCCCUUCCCCUGAUCAAGUUCGCGUAUAACAACGCCCCUUUGUCAACGACUGCCCAAUCACCGUUCUACCUGAAUUACGGUCUAAACCCCACGACUCCCACUACACUGUUAGUUGAGAGCCCUGCCCCACGAUCGCAACAGUUCGUCAAGGACUUAUAGACUGCACAGAAAAACGCUACCGAGGCCA
Messenger RNA from Closterium sp. NIES-67, 1808 nucleotides. Lineage: Eukaryota; Viridiplantae; Streptophyta; Zygnematophyceae; Desmidiales; Closteriaceae. The record is from the annotation of a GenBank genome assembly.